AUGGCUGUCGCCGAUCUUGAUUUACCUGUGGCACAUUAUGACUUGUUCGCACAUGAAGCACAUCGUCUUAUUGAUCAACUUGUAAAUCAAUCAUUAGCACAUGUAAAUGAUACGAAGAAAACAUUCGAUGAAACUAAUGAGGAAUAUAAUAUUCAAAGAGAUCGGUUUGUUAUAUUAGAAAAUGAAGCAAAAACAAAAGGACAAACAUCAGUACGUUGGCCAAGUAUUGCUGAAUUUACCAAUGCAAAAAUUGGUGUAGAAAAAAUCAAUGAAUAUAUUGAAAAAGAAUGGAAAACAUCACCAGGUGGUUACGAUAGUAGUUGGUUAUAUGCAAUUGAUUUUGUUGAACAAAAAUCAUUAGAAUUUAAUGAUCUAUACAUAUAUCGAGUAUGUUAUUCAAUACCGACACGACGACAACCAAUACCAAGACAAACAGUUUCGAUUUAUUUUACAAUUGAUGUGUCAAAAGUAAAACCUAAAAAUACAACAGUACAAGUUUCAUUUGUAUUUGAAACAAUGAGAAUUGUUUAUCAUCCAGGUGAAUUUCGUUUUCGCCAGAAUUGGUUACAAGAUAUUGUUUUAUUAAAAGAAAAAAUGAUCAAGAAUAUUGAUUUUUAA
This is a messenger RNA of Rotaria sp. Silwood2, 618 nucleotides long. NCBI's taxonomy places the organism in Eukaryota, Metazoa, Rotifera, Eurotatoria, Philodinida, Philodinidae. The record is from the annotation of a GenBank genome assembly.